Molecule: messenger RNA, 1176 nt
Organism: Stylonychia lemnae
Lineage: Eukaryota; Ciliophora; Spirotrichea; Sporadotrichida; Oxytrichidae
Source: the annotation of a GenBank genome assembly
AUGGAUAGAAGAGGUACAAAGGUUUCAGCCAACCCAUCACCUGUAAGUAAAGAAGCUAAUGCUAAUAUAACUCUUGUUUAGUUUGGUAUGAUUGACUAGGAACUUCCUUCUUAGGAUAAGCUAUACUAUCAAUUUAUUUAAGGACAAAAAGACCCUAAGAGACUUUAUAUUACUUUAAAUGAUUCGCACAAAGAUCAAGAUGAGUAGACUCAUUUAAUUGUUUUAUUAUCUAAGAAGUUGACAGAAAAUGCUUAUUUUAACGAGGCAAAGCAAUUUAUAACUAUGGCUUUCAAUGAUCAUCCUAAUCACUUCUAAUUGUGUGAGGAAGCAGCUAGGAUUCACAUGAUGUUUAUGGAAUUUAAGUAGUGCAUAGAAUUCAACAAAAAGGCUAUAGCUUUAAAGAAAUCAGAAUAGGAUUAAAAUUUAUCGAAUAUUGGGUUAGCUUACUACGAAAUGGAAGAUUAUAACGAAGCUUUAAAUCAUUUGAACUAGGCUAUUGACAAGAAUAGUAGAAAUUUCGGAGCAAAGAUCAAUUUGGCUUUGGUAUACAAACAUAUGGGUAAUUUAGACAAAGCAUUAUAAAUUUUGGCUGAUGUUUAGAUGGCUAGUCCAACUGAAACUGCUGCAAUGAUUAAUAUGGCGAAUAUUUAUCAGAUUCAAGGUAGACAUGAAUAGGCUGCUAUUCUAUAUUUAGAAGCUCUUGAUAUUGAUUUCAAUGAUGAAGAUGCAUUAUGCAACCUUGGUAUAGUUCUAUCUAGAAUAUAAUACCAUGAUUAUGCAAAACUUGCUUUUGAAGAGGGCAUUAAUGUUAAUCCAGGAAAUAAGAUUAUCCUAUAAAAUUAUUUGCUAUUCUUGCUAGAGAUAAAGCACUAUGAUAAAUUUAAUACAAUCAUGAAUCAUGCAAAGAGGGUAUUAGAGACUUAGGACCUAUAGAAUUUACAAAAGCUUUAUCAAGAUUUCUAAAAAGCUAGUUCAGGUUUGGCCUCUUAAUAAUUAAAUAUCUAGGCAAAUGCAAGUGUAGAUCCUAAGAAGGCUUAAUCUGCUGGAGGAGGUGGAUUGAAAAGUUCACUGAAGAACUUCUUUAAUAAAAAGAAGGCAAGCAAUAAUGCUGUUAAAAUGAACGAUAACAAUAGCAUAAAAGAAAUCGAAGAAGAGGAAGAUAAAGACGAUUACUGA